Helicoverpa armigera (cotton bollworm) is the source of this 4223-nucleotide messenger RNA. Its product is annotated as E3 ubiquitin-protein ligase TRAIP. The record is from RefSeq and is a predicted model, not a curated record. The transcript is spliced from 9 exons. The coding region runs from base 263 to 1588 and encodes 441 amino acids. Gene Ontology annotation, molecular function: zinc ion binding; ubiquitin protein ligase activity. Gene Ontology annotation, cellular component: nucleus; site of DNA damage. Gene Ontology annotation, biological process: protein ubiquitination; replication fork processing. NCBI's taxonomy places the organism in Eukaryota, Metazoa, Arthropoda, Insecta, Lepidoptera, Noctuidae.
CAGACAAGAUAUAGAUUUGUCUGACAUUUAUCAGAUUUUGCGUUAAUGUUUUCUAUUGUUAUUGUUUUAUACCGAAAUUUAUAUAAAUACUCGAUUAGUUGGUGUUUAAGUGAUAUGUUUAGAAAUAUAAUUUGUUGUAAUAAUUUCUUAUGUAAAGAGUGUUAAGUUGUGAGGAUGUUUCGUUAAUAAAAUGUAGGUAGAAUGUCUCCGACAUAUUUAUAAGGAUUUAAAGUAUAAUCUUCAUUAUUUAUCAAAACUCAAGAUGAAUAUAUUGUGCACUAUAUGCAGUGAUCUAGUGAAUCAAGCUGAGAGCAUAUAUGUAACAAAAUGUGGUCACGUAUUUCACCACCACUGUCUCUCUCAGUGGAUAGAAAGAUCAAAAACCUGCCCUCAAUGCAGGAACAAAGUAACAGACAAGUGUAUGUUCCGUCUUUACCCGACGGUUUCCAAUGAGAAUAAUAGUGAAAAUGCGGCAACACUGCAGUCGAGGUUGGACGAUGCUGAGCUGCAGUUGAGACAGCAAAGAGUCAAGUAUAAGGAGAAGGAGGAUAAGCUUGUGAUUGCUAAUGCGGACCUGAAGAGACAGGAUGAUCUUCUAAAAUCAUAUGAGAAGCGUCUAGUGAGCUUUGACUCCAAGGUGCUAGCUCUGCGAGAACAGCUGGAGUUCUCCAACAUACAGAACAAGGAGAUGCAGCGGGUUAAAGAGGAAAAUGAGAGCUUGAAGAAGAAUAUGCAGACAUUAAACGGUCUGCAAAAGGUGCUCAACGCUACCAGUGAUGAUGUGGAGCAAAUGUUACACAGCUACUCCGAUGCACGCACUAUUGCGACUUUCGCCACUGCACUUAAAAGAGCCCUUUGCGAGUCGGAAGCGAAAAAGAAUGAGACCCGCGACCGACUUCACGCGGCCAAACAAAAGCUCGCCUUGGAGAAGAAAAAUAACGACGAUCUACAAAACAAAAUCAUAGAAUUACACGACGAACUCUUACAAGCUCAAUCAAAGUACGAGCAACUGAACUCUGAGUUACAAGAACGCAACUCCCGGCAGGAGGAUAAGCGCGUGCACGUGGUGACGGCGGAGAUCGAGUCGCCACCCAAAGUGAAUGACGUGGUGGAGACUGAUAGCUGCAAUAAUAGUUUUAACACUAUGGUGAAUAACAUAGAGACAUCGGACUCCCCGUACUUAAGCCUGAAGCAAGGCAACAUGUUCGCGCUCACGGCGUUACAGCGAGCUCCUCUCAAGCUACCUGAUAAAGUCAAGCCAUCAGAGCAACUCUACUUGAACUCAAUCAAAAACGCCACCAAGAAGCGUUUAGGAGAAAAAUCCAACACGCUGAGCACAAAACACAGCAUUUUCCACAAAAAGGAGCCGAUGAAACUCGAAGCACGAGACGACAACGUAACCAGUAGUAUGGACAUCACCUACGACGGUUUAGGAGGUCAUUCCAAACCAGACAUUUUUCCUGUACCCAAUAGGACCCCGGUCAAAAGCUGUAUACCAAAAUUGUCGGCUAAGCAUAAGUUGAAACGGCCUAACCCUACAGGUAGUCAGGAUAUCGAGAAAAUGCUCAAAAAGGUCAAGAAUAAAUAAAGGUUGGAUGUUUUUUGAAUGGUUGUAAGUACAUACCCCUUGUUUUUAGACUUGCAAGUGUAUUUAUUUGAAAAUGAAAUGGUAGGUUGUGUUUAAAAAACAAUGGCAACACUGAUUAAGUAUUGCCAGUUAAUCAUAUGAAAUAAUAAUUAAAAUGAUGAAGUUAUUCUUAGUAUCAAGUUUUCUCUAAAUCUAAGUUAUCUGUAUAAUAUAUUAUUGUUUGAAUUAUUUCAUUUUACAAAAAAAUAUGCUAUGUCUAUAAAAUAAGGGGCCUCAUUAAGUCAUCACAGAUAUACUAAUCAUAUUAAAAUGACAUAAACUCACCGUCUUAAUGUAUUAGAAAUUAAAUAAAAAGUGAAAGUAGGUAUAAAGCUGUAAGCUUAUUAUAAAAUAAUUUUAGUUAUGGCCUUAUAUAUUAAAUAUGCUAAAAUUAGAUAUAUGACAUCCAUCCCCAUGUAUUGGAAAAUUUAGAAUAUUAAGUGAUUCGGGCAAAAACCGCAGGGACCGGAGAUGCCUGGAAAAUCAGCUUUAUCACAUAAUAUUAGGGUGCAUUUUAAUAUGUAUGUGGAAUUACCAUUUUGAUAUAGUGACCCACCGUUUUAGAAAUAAGUAUUUGUAUGUCUGUCAUACCGUCUGUUGCACAAACGUCCAGUAAAGUUAAAGUUUCAUUAAACCUAUUGCUGUCACUUUUUAUCUUGUUGACAAAGAAAGAGUUAGCAAUAGAUUUAAGGAAGCUUUAACUUUAAUGGACGUUUGUGCAACUGACAAAUAGCCAUAUCAUAGAUUUGCAAUUUUGACAUGUAGGAUAAUUUCAUGAAAUAGUCUUAUUUUAAGAUGUGAGCAAUUCAAUCAUGACUUGAACAUGAAUAGGGUGUCGAUAAAAUAUUGAAUGAAAUGAAAAUCUAGAAUAUGUAACCCUUCAGUCAGUUUUCCGCAGCUGAAGUUCAUGCAUGAAAUGUAACCAUUUUAUGAAGUUUUCGAACGUAGUAUGUGUGUGCAAAUCUACGGUAUAGGAAUGACAGAUAAAUCAAUUUGCGUACACAACCAGUGAUCUUACAAAUGUGCCAACAAUAGUCUACUUAUAAUGUAUUUCCGAUGAUCGCUAUUAUUUUCUUAUUAUUGAAAUGAAGAAUGAACUAAAGUUCAGUAUUAUAAAUAGCACAUUUUCAUAACCAUGUAACCAUUCAGUGUCAAUUUAUUACUAAGAGUCGACAGACUUCAAACCAGUUUAGUAUACACAAAAAAUACUGCUUUCUCUUUUUCAGAAAUAUUCGCUUUAGUUUGGACUUCUGAAGGUCUGAAAGUACGAGUCUCUUUAAAUAACCUAACGAUUAAAGAUAUUUUUUUUUGCAUUUGUUUUUCUAAUUAAUUAAAAUUUGGCUGUAUGUCAUAUUGAUUAUUCAAAGUUCUACCAUAAUUGCGUUUAGUUUUCAGUAGUGUAAUUGAGCCAAUGGUAAAAAGACUUGUAUAGAAAGUGUAAUAAUCGAAUGGUCGCUAAGACAUGAAUUUGGUAAGAUAUGAUAGCCAAGCCUGUAUAGAGCGAUAUUUUGAUACGGAUAUACAUACUUGAAACCAGCUAUAGAUAUUGGAUGAAAGGUUGUGAACAACUCGAGAUAGGUAUUACAAUAUGGGACUGUGGUAGACUAAGAUGGAUAGUUUGACUGUCAUUUUUACGAGAAAGUUUUGCAAAAACUUAAUUAAGCUUUGGAUGUAUAACCGUCCAAGUACGUGGCUUUUUUGGAUCAAUGCUUGUUACGUAUGGUAUGCUACAAUUGGUUAAACAAUGCAGAAAUAUUAGUUCCAUGUAGUUUUAGUUUUAAUAUGGCGGGUAAAUUGUCAUCGGAGACGUAAUUUUUUAUCGUAUUUGGGAUCUCAUCACAAGCAAUAAUAAUUCGACCAGUAGAUAUUUACACAGCAACAUGAUAAGUUGGAGUAGAGAAGUUUUGAAACAACCGAUUUCAUUAUUCAUUUAGUAGUAUCCUUGAGAGACGAAAUUCCAUUGGUUGUAUAAAAGCUUCUCUGCUUUGGUAUACCAAGGUCUGAGCCUAAUGUGUGAUAGACAUUUACUGGGCGUAUUAUCCAAGUACUGUAUGCAGUAAUAGUUAUUUAAGCCUUUGUAUAUUUUUGUAAUUAAAACGAAUUUAUUUUAGUAGGUGUCUAUUUUAUCAAAUCUGUAAAUCAUACUUCUAAGAUCUUUUCAUGUCAGCCUAAGCUGUGCUCAGCUAGUUGUUAAGAUCAUAUUUAUUAUCAAUAUUUAUUUUAAGAACAAAUACUACAGUAAUAUGUGGCUGUUUAAAAAAACGAAAUAAGGGACUGAUUGAUAAUCUGUGCAGUUUGACAUGGUACUAAAUAGUGUUGCCAGCAUCGUUUUUGUAUUGCCACUGGAGCAUAAAAGAGAAUAUAGUAGAAUGAAGUGCAAUAAAAAUCUUUUUAUGUGUUAAAUCGCAAAAAUAUUUGUCCUGACACCUACUCGUUUUUUAAAUGGCCCAUCUUAGGUACUGUGUGUAUAAAGUAAUCAUACGAAUACAAUUUAGUUCUGUAAACCUUGGUGUUUUGAAAACAUUAUACAUAUAUAAAUAUUGUGAAUGGGUGUUAAUAAGUUAUGUGUAUAGUUUAUGAAUAUAAGACUGCAAGU